This is a messenger RNA of Parnassius apollo (apollo), 747 nucleotides long. The record is from the annotation of a GenBank genome assembly. Lineage: Eukaryota; Metazoa; Arthropoda; Insecta; Lepidoptera; Papilionidae.
AUGAAUGCAGUUUUUAAGGAAUGGUGUACUGAAAAGGGUUACAGGGCAGCUUCUAGAAAGACAUUUUCGAAGGUGUUAAAAGAAGAAAAUAUUGGCAUUCACCAUCCGCGUAAAGACCAGUGUGAUACGUGUUGUAGCUAUAAAACGGGCAAUAUUUCUCAAGAAGAAUACGAUAGGCACAUAGCGAAGAAAGAAGAAGCUCGUCAAGCCAAACAGAAUGCCAUAGCUAGUGCGAACGAGAAAACUGUGGUUAUAACAGUCGAUGUUCAAAGUGUUUUGCUUGCCCCAAAGCUAUUUGCAAGUACCCUGUACUAUAAAUUGAAGUUACAAUGCCAUAACUUCACUGUUUAUGAGGUUUUAUCCAAAAAUGUAACAAUUUACUUCUGGCACGAAGCAGACGGUAAUGUAACUGCUAAUGAAUUUACAUCUUGUUUAAUAGAUUACUGUCAAAAUUUACCAACUACGAUUGAGCGCAUUAUUAUUAUUUCUGAUGGAUGUGGACAUCAGAACAGGAACCGAAUUUUGACGAGUGCCCUAAGUGAUUUGGCGCAACGAAGGCAAUUGAAUAUCGAACAACUCUAUUUAGAGAAAGGACACACCAUGAUGGAGGUGGACAGUGUUCACUCCACUAUGGAGCAAUACAUAAAACCACCAAUAUACGCUCUCAGCGACUACUUAACCCGGAUAAGACAAGCUCGACCACACAAACCCUACGAUGUCAAAUCGAUUCAUUACGAUUUUUUCUAA